CUUGUUGAGACAUUUGUCUCUGCUGCUCAGCCGCAGAUUGAUUGUCCUCUCAAAUACCUAUCCCUUCCUUCUUUGUCCAGCCGCAGUAGCUGGAACUUCAUAUCCCAACGCGCAUCUGAGUUUCUACGAGAUUAUGGACGCGCCUCAGGUUCAAGUGGGCGCGCCAGAGACCUCUUCGAACGUCGGAAACGAAAGCGAAAGCACGUACCCUACACAGAAAACUGGCGACCGUGAUGUCGAUGUAACUGCGCCUUCAAGUGGAGUGAACGAACGCCAGGCAGACUCCACUGAAGACAUCGAUCUACCAGACGCGGGCGCAGCUGAGCCAGAAACGGCACCAGCACUCCCCAAGAAAAACCCUGGCUUCCAAUUCCUUGACUUCCUGAAGUCACCUAUCGUGGAACUGGUCGUCGGAACUGGAGAGAGCAAGACUAGCUUGUCGGCACAUCAAAGUUUGCUUUUGGAGUCGCCUAUUCUUGCGGAGAAGGUCACUGCCUUGGGUGAAUCGAGCGCUCGUCGCAUUGAGCUUCCCGAGGAGAAUGUGGAAGCCUUUGGUUAUUUCCUCCAAUUUCAGUAUACCCGCGAUUAUUCGGCCUCCCAGCUUGAAACACCUACCGAACAAGAAGCAGUCUCCGGCGAAAUAGACGAUAGUGGCGAACAAUUGUUGAAGCAUGCGCGAGUAUACACCUUGGCCGACAAGUUGGGGAUCCCUGCGCUCAAAACACUAGCGCACUCAAAGAUUCACCGUAUCAACAGCACCUCGCAUGGAGAGAUCGCAUAUGCUCGCUAUGUCUACAUGAACACUCCGGUCGACGAUGUUACUAUUCGAAAGCCAGUGGCCACCUUUUGGGCCCUGAGGAGCCACAUUCUCCGCCACGAGGCUGAAGAGGAAUUCCGAAAGCUGUGUGUUGAGGUUCCCCAAUUCAGCUUCGAUGUUCUUAGUCUUGUCCUCGAUCAGAAGGAGAAGCGUGCCCAGGACAAGGCUGAGUCUGAGUCGGCCGUGAAAGGAAGCGGACGGAAACGACUUCGGAGUGGGCUAUAGUAAACGAAAAUUUCAGAGAUUUGAUUGAAUCCUACACCGGAUAAGGGGGGACAAGAAUGACGCAACCCUCUGCACGGCUCCAAGCAGAAAGCCAAAGCGGUACAUCGUCAUUUU
Molecule: messenger RNA, 1156 nt
Organism: Aspergillus piperis CBS 112811
Lineage: Eukaryota; Fungi; Ascomycota; Eurotiomycetes; Eurotiales; Aspergillaceae
Exons: 3
Coding region: 134-1042 (302 amino acids)
Source: RefSeq, a predicted model, not a curated record